AUGUAUCUGCUUGCGACCGGAAUCGCCUUGACCGUGGCCUUAAUUGUCAUUUUGAUAAGGAAGAGAAAGAAAACCUUUAGUUACUUCAAGGACCUCGGAAUAUUUGGACCUGAGCCGAGUAUUAUUUGGGGAAACCUUGCAGAGUACCACAGAAAUGGGCGUCACUAUGCUUUGCAAGAGUGGUGUGAUAAAUACGGUAAUAUAUUUGGGUUUUACAACGGUGAUGUUCCCAUUCUCGUGAUCAAGGACAUUGGCUUUUUGGAUUAUGUUUUUGUGACAAACUUCAAAAACUUCGUGGACCGCGGGGUUACAAUGAGAACAGAUCAGGUGCACCCUUCCCUUGGAGAGUCCUUGAUUCACGCCAAGGGAUCGCAAUGGCGAUUUCUUCGAAGCUGCCCCUCGCCGGAGUUUACUUCGCACAAACUGAAACAGAUGAUGCCUUAUCUCGUUGAGCAAGGAGACAUCUUUAUAAAUCAACUUGACAAACUUGCCGGUGAAAGGAGAGAGGAAUCAAUGCUCGACGCUUUCCAAGCUCUUUCCAUGGACUUCAUAUGUCGAGCCGCUUUCGGAAUAGACACCGACUUUCAGCAUAACAAGAAAAAUCCUUUCUACGUCCAAGCUGAAGGUGUUAUUCCCGGUAUGAUGAAAGGCCCUUUUCACGCCGUAGCACAGUGCACGACAACACUUGGAGGAUUUAUCAAACCAUUAUCAUGGCUUAAUCGUAUACUCGGAAGUUUCACCAUGGAAAUAUUUGCUCAAGAGAUGAAGAUGGUUGUAAGACUGAGAACGCAAAAUCUUGGUAUACAAAGAAAUGAUAUGUUGCAACAUUUCUUGGAAGUGGAAGUGAUUAACAAGCACCCCUUCAAUAAAAUCGCAUUGAUGAACGCCAAAAGCUCAGAGGGUAAAAUAUAA
Molecule: messenger RNA, 912 nt
Organism: Ixodes scapularis (black-legged tick)
Lineage: Eukaryota; Metazoa; Arthropoda; Arachnida; Ixodida; Ixodidae
Product: cytochrome P450 6B5-like
Exons: 8
Coding region: 1-912 (303 amino acids)
Molecular function (GO): oxidoreductase activity, acting on paired donors, with incorporation or reduction of molecular oxygen; iron ion binding; monooxygenase activity
Source: RefSeq, a predicted model, not a curated record